This is a messenger RNA of Linum trigynum, 1143 nucleotides long. NCBI's taxonomy places the organism in Eukaryota, Viridiplantae, Streptophyta, Magnoliopsida, Malpighiales, Linaceae. The record is from the annotation of a GenBank genome assembly.
AUGGAUGCCACUCAAGUUGCCGAGCUAAGAGGGUUCAUCGACGAGUGCAAGUCGAAUCCCCGUAUUCUUCACCAGCCAUCUCUGCUUUUCUUCAAAUCGUAUCUUCAAAGCUUAGGUGCUCAACUGCCACCUGAAGUUAAAUCGGAGACAGGAGGAGAGGCUGAAAUGUCUAGUACUAGGGAGGAUUCAGAUUCCAGCAAACCAAGUGAAAAUGAUGACGAUAUUGUUGAAUCUGAUGUUGAAUUGGACAACGCUGAUGUCAUGGAACCCGAUAAUGAUCCUCCGCAGAAGAUGGGAAACCCUGCAGUUGAAGUGACAGAAGAGAAUCAGGAUGCUGCUCAGGUGGAGAAAGCAAAAGCUAUAGAGGCUCUCUCUGAAGGUAGGCUCAGUGAAGCAAUAGAUCAUUUGACAGAUGCAGUCAUGUUGAAUCCAACUUCGGCAAUACUGUAUGCAACUAGAGGUAAUGUCUACCUAAAAAUGAAGAAAUCAAAUGCUGCAAUACGAGAUGCAAGUGCUGCUAUGGAGAUUAACCCGGAUUCAGCAAAAGCCUAUAAAGUAAGAGGGAUGGCAAAGGCCAUGUUGGGGCAAUGGGAAGAAGCAGCAAAUGAUCUUCAUGUUGCAUCAAAGCUAGAUUUUGAUGAGGAAAUCGGUUCAAUUCUGAAGAAGGUGGAGCCAAAUGUGCACAAAAUCAGAGAGCAUCACAAAAAGUAUGAGCGCCUUCGGAAGGAAAGACACUUGAGGAAUGCUGAGCGUGAAAAGAAGCGUCAAGCUGAAGCCCUGGAACGAGAAGCACUGUCUGUUCUAAAAGCAGGUCAAGUCAUGGGCAUUCACUCUACCGGUGAACUGGACACCAAAUUGAACGCGGCAUCCAGAGCUUCUCGCCUGGCGGUACUGUACUUCACAGCCACAUGGUGUGGACCCUGCCGUGUCAUCUCUCCUCUUUUUACAAGCUUAGCUGAGAAGUAUCCGAAGGUUGCUUUCCUGAAGGCUGACAUUGACGAGGCCAGGGACGUGGCAGGGAGGUGGAAUAUAAGCAGCGUGCCUACCUUCUUCUUCAUCAGGAAAGGCAAGGAAAUCGACCAGGUCGUUGGUGCUGAUAAAAAUGGACUUGAAAGGAAGCUUCAACAGCAUGCUGCUGCUUAA